AUGGUUGAUGAUUCUUUGUACAUUUCCACGUACGAGGCCGCGUUGGCGGUGGUAGCAACUUCCAUGAAGAAGGCCCGUCUCACAGUUGACAUGCUAAUUCUCAACUCUUUCAUGGGCGGGUUAUUGUUUGCAAGUGGAGGUAUGCUUCAUGCAGCGUUACAAGCCAAUUGUCCGGAACUUUAUAAGGCAAAUCCAGGUAUUAUAGAGUUCCUUCAAGGAUUCUUUUUCCCCAUUGGUUUGUUUUACGUUGUGGUACUUGGUGCUGAUUUGUUUAAUUCGAAUGUUCUUUACUUUGGUGUUGGAGUUUUACGAGGAGCAGUGUCAAUCUUUGAUGUUGUAAUAAGUUGGACUGUAAGUUACGCAUUCAACGUGGUGGGCAAUAUAUUCGUUUGCUAUGUGAUAGUGUGGUUUCUGCAUGUUGGGAAAGAGCCGUCAUACAAAGAAGCGUGCAUAGCUAUUACAAUGAAAAAGGCCCUGUUUUCGUUUGUGGAAACGAUGAUUAAAAGUAUGGCAGGUAAUUUUUUUGUCUGCUUGGGGGUUUAUCUUCAAAUAAUGGCCAAACCUUUACAUGUCAAAUUUAUAAUGAUAACAGUUCCUGUUUUCACCUUCAGUGCUGUCGGUUUUAGCCAUGCGAUCGCCGAUAUGUUUCUGCUCAUUAUGGGACUUGUAUGCUCGGCACCGAUAUCUGUUGGUAAGGUGGUGUGGAAAGUAAUGCUCCCUGAGGCCAUUGGGAAUAUAAUAGGCGGUGUUUUCUUCGCCAUCACCAUUCCAUGGUACUCGCAUUUGGUUUCUGUUGAGCACGAUCAGAAAAAGUUGAGGCUUCCAAGAUUUACUUUGCGAGAUGAACAGCCUGAAUUGAAUACUGACUCGCGAGUCAUACGACAGAAGGAACCGGAUCCCGAAGAAGAUGAUGAGGACGUUACGGAUUUGGCUUUAGAAAAGCACAAUAGUGAAAUUCUGAGGCAUAAUUCAUCGCAUAGAAGCAGUGCAAGUUCUAUGGUUGGCUACUCUCCGGCCCCAUUUUACAAUGAGUCUGUUGCUCGCACACGGUCGAGGCUCUCAAGAACAAAUACCAAUGUAUCAGUUGGCUCUCGGGGUCCUCAUGCCAGAUCGCCAAGAAAUGUAUUUCCAGUUUAUGGAAUGGGCAAGCCACUCGAACGAGAAACGUCAAUUGCUUCAGGUGUUCGCCCAAACGAGGAAGAUGAAGAUCGAUUGAGUGAAUCUAUUCGCAGCUUUCAUGAUUCUGACGACAACGUCCCAUCGGCAGAUUACAUUGGUCUGCAAAUAAAGCGUCUCGUUUCGAGAAAAUCAACGCGAACAGUUGAUGAAGAACAAGCAGUUUCAAGACGGCCAUCUUUCGCGCUGAUACGCCAAAAUUUCGCGCGUCGCUCCUCUAAUGCCCGAAGAGCCUCCACAAGUUCUCAGCGAAUCAAUAAAGCCAAUCUCUCACCUAUAUCUUUGGAUGUGGCAGAUGCCACUGCAGGCACUUCAAGUGCGAUUCAAGAAGAGGAAAGUCCAAAAGAUUGA
Meyerozyma guilliermondii ATCC 6260 is the source of this 1527-nucleotide messenger RNA. RefSeq lists its product as uncharacterized. Bases 1 to 1527 code for a protein of 508 amino acids. Gene Ontology annotation, cellular component: membrane. The record is from RefSeq and is a predicted model, not a curated record. The transcript has a single exon. Gene Ontology annotation, molecular function: high-affinity secondary active nitrite transmembrane transporter activity. NCBI's taxonomy places the organism in Eukaryota, Fungi, Ascomycota, Pichiomycetes, Serinales, Debaryomycetaceae. Gene Ontology annotation, biological process: transmembrane transport; nitrite transport.